AUGCUUUCCCCUAUCCCCUUCCGUGCUUCCCCCCAACCCUUGCCCUGCUUUCCCCCAACCCCUUUUCUGCUUCCCCCCAUCCCCUUCCCUGCUUCCCCCCAUCCCCUUCCCUGCUUCCCCCCAUCCCCUUCCCUCCUUCCCCCCAUCCCUUUCCCUGCUUCCCCCCAUCCCAUUCCCUCCUUCCCCCCAUCCCCUUCCCUGUUUCCCCGUAUCCCCUUCCCUGCUUCCCCCCAUCCCGUUCCUGUUUCCCCUAUCCCGUUCCCUGCUUCAUCCCAUCCCCUUCCCUGCUUUCCCCCAUCUCCUUCCAUGCCUCCCCCUUUCUCCCUGUUCCCUGUCUCUGUGUUAGCCAUUUCACUGAACCUGCUUUCCCCACCCUAUGCACUGCUUCCUCCCUACCCCUGCCCUGCUUCCCCUCAUCCUCUGCCCUCCCUUCCCUCAUCCUCUGCCCUCCCUUCCCCUCAUCCUCUGUUCUGCUUCCUUCAUCCUCACCCACUUUACCGCCUCAAAUCCUUCCCUUCUCAUCCGCGCGCAGGUGUGGCGGAAGGUGUACGCGGCGCGGAGCAUGUUGGAGGAGCGGUUUGA
Molecule: messenger RNA, 582 nt
Organism: Closterium sp. Yama58-4
Lineage: Eukaryota; Viridiplantae; Streptophyta; Zygnematophyceae; Desmidiales; Closteriaceae
Source: the annotation of a GenBank genome assembly